AUGUUCCAGCUGCCCAUCCUCAAUUUCAGCCCCCAGCAAGUGGCCGGGGUCUGCGAGACCCUGGAGGAGAGCGGGGACAUUGAGCGCCUGGGUCGCUUCCUCUGGUCCCUGCCGGUGGCCCCCGCGGCAUGCGAGGCCCUGAACAAGAACGAGUCGGUGCUGAGAGCCCGGGCCAUCGUGGCCUUCCACACGGGGAACUACCGGGAGCUCUACCACAUCCUGGAGAACCACAAGUUCACCAAGGAGUCGCACGCCAAGCUGCAGGCCCUCUGGCUGGAGGCGCACUACCAGGAAGCCGAGAAGCUGCGGGGCCGACCCCUGGGGCCGGUGGACAAGUACCGGGUCCGGAAGAAGUUCCCCUUGCCCCGCACCAUCUGGGACGGGGAGCAGAAGACGCAUUGCUUCAAGGAGAGGACGAGGCACUUGCUACGGGAGUGGUACCUGCAGGACCCUUACCCCAACCCCAGCAAAAAGCGAGAACUGGCCCAGGCUACCGGACUUACCCCUACACAAGUGGGCAACUGGUUCAAAAACCGCAGACAAAGAGACAGGGCAGCAGCCGCUAAGAACAGGCUACAGCAGCAGGUCUUAUCCCAAGGCUCGGUGCGCUCGCUGCAGGCCGAGGAGGAGAGCGCAGGGGAGCCGCUGGGGGCCGCCUCCAGCCCCGCAGCCAGCCUGUCCAGCAAAGCGGCCACCUCUGCCAUUUCCAUCACAUCCAGCGACAGUGAAUGUGACAUCUGACACAACAGCCAAGACAGAACAGGGGGAGAGCGAUCGAGCUAAACACAGUGCCUGCCUGCCUGCAGAACACCCUGGCUCGCGUUCCCACUCGGAGCCUACCGCAGGGCGCCAUGAUCCAUGAGCGUGCCCUCUUCCCGUGCGAGCAGCCGGCGCCUUCCGGCUUAGACCCCUAGGAGACUCAUUCACAGAAAUGUUUGUCGCCUUUAUUUAAAAGGAUCUGCUGAACCGAUGCCUCAAAAAGAAAAAUGCCAAGUUGCAAAAUGUUUGAGCGCCUGCCCUGUAUCCCGCGUGGGUAUUUCAUGUU
Messenger RNA from Gopherus flavomarginatus (Mexican gopher tortoise), 1045 nucleotides. It is a transcript of the gene SIX6, whose product is annotated as SIX homeobox 6. Gene Ontology annotation, molecular function: DNA-binding transcription factor activity, RNA polymerase II-specific; RNA polymerase II cis-regulatory region sequence-specific DNA binding. Gene Ontology annotation, cellular component: nucleus; transcription regulator complex. NCBI's taxonomy places the organism in Eukaryota, Metazoa, Chordata, Testudines, Testudinidae. The transcript has 2 exons. Gene Ontology annotation, biological process: eye development; regulation of transcription by RNA polymerase II. Bases 1 to 741 code for a protein of 246 amino acids. The record is from RefSeq and is a predicted model, not a curated record.